Messenger RNA from Naegleria fowleri, 1749 nucleotides. RefSeq lists its product as uncharacterized. Bases 1 to 1749 code for a protein of 582 amino acids. The transcript has 2 exons. The record is from RefSeq and is a predicted model, not a curated record. Gene Ontology annotation, cellular component: nucleus; lysosome; Gtr1-Gtr2 GTPase complex. Gene Ontology annotation, molecular function: GTP binding; GTPase activity. Lineage: Eukaryota; Heterolobosea; Eutetramitea; Acrasida; Naegleriidae. Gene Ontology annotation, biological process: cellular response to amino acid stimulus; positive regulation of TOR signaling; regulation of autophagy.
AUGGUUAACAAAUUUUCAUUCAAAGACGAUAAAUCCAAUCUCAAAUACAUUAACACAACCAAUAAGAAAGAAACUAAAACCAAAGAAAUAGAACUUCUCAAUCUUGUUACACAGGAAAAUGGUCAAAAUACUGAUGAAAUUGAAAAACUAAGAAAUAAUAUCAAAGUAUUAUAUAAGGAAACUGGAGCUGAUAUCAAAACGAAACUAAGUGAAAAUUUCAACAAACAUGACAGCUCAAUGAUUUACCAAUUUGACAAACAUCUAAAAGAAAAACCAAUAGAUUGGAAAGAUAUCAAAUUCUCUGAAGAAGAUAUUGUGCAUCACUUUGAAACAAAAUUUGAAACAAAACCACGUACUGUGCAGAGAACAUCAACAAAAAAAUAUUACCAGCAAAAUUCAAUGGCUCAUCAAUUCAAUUUUGAUUUGUCGGACGAAGUUGAAGACCAUUACGAUGAUUUGUCGGAGCAAGAUUUUGAUCAAAAUAUUGGGGAUGAUUAUGGAUACGAUGAUGAGUUUGUUGGUGGGAGUUAUGGUCAAGAGCCUUCUCAUCUUCUUGAAAAUAUUGAAAAACAACAAACUCCCAAUACCUCAGCCAAGAAACAAGAAGGAAUGCUCGGAAGUCACAAUGCUGUUAUUGGGAGUGUUGGUGUUGGUGCUCAUACACCAAAUUUCCAAAAAAUUAGCACCAGCUUCAGAAAGUCCGUUAGUCAGAACAACGGCUCUCUUGAAGACGACAAGCCUCGUAUUUUGUUGAUGGGUCUUAGAAGGAGUGGUAAGAGUUCCAUUCAGAAAGUCGUAUUUCAGAAAAUGUCUCCACACGAAACACUUUUCUUAGAGUCAACUAACAAAAUUGUGAAGAACGAUAUUUCAAACAACACCUUUGUUCAAUUCCAAAUUUGGGAUUUUCCAGGUCAGAUAGACCUAUUUGGGGACACUCAGAAUUUUGAAUGUGAAUUAAUUUUCACCGGAUGUGGAGCCAUUGUAUAUGUCAUUGAUGCCCAAGAUAAUUAUUUGGACAGUAUAACAAAGUUAGCUGAAACAAUUCAACAAGCCAGCAAGGUCAACGAUCAAAUUGCAUUUGAAAUAUUCAUUCACAAAAUGGAUGGAAUCAGUGACGAUCACAAAAUUCAAAUUCAACAGGACAUUCAACAAAGGUUGUCAGAUGAAUUGAAUGAUUCAGAUAUUAAAGUAUCUCCAAACGUUAAGACCAGAUUUCACAUGACAAGCAUUUAUGACCAUUCAAUAUUUGAGGCCUUUAGUAAGGUUAUUCAAAAGCUAAUUCCUCAAUUACCAACAUUAGAGAAUUUAUUAGACCUGCUUGUGACAAACUCACGGUUGGAAAAGGCUUUUCUUUUUGAUGUGGUUUCUAAAAUCUAUAUUGCUACUGAUGCUACACCUGUUGACAAUACUACAUACGAACUGUGUAGUGAUAUGAUAGAUGUUGUGAUCGACAUAAGUUGCAUCUAUGGAAACAGAGUGAAUGGAGGAGAAGGAACAACUGGCGCCUAUGAUGAAGAAACUGGUGCUGUGAUCAAAUUGAACAACGGAAGUGUUCUUUAUUUGAGAGAAGUUAACAAAUAUCUUGCAUUGGUUUGUUUGCUUACAAAAGAUAGCUAUGAGAAAGUUGGUCUCAUCAAUUACAACUUUGACAUCUUUAAGCAAGCCAUCGAAAACGUGUUUCAAGUACGCUCUACUUUGCAAAAGAAAAAACGUGAUUUCAAAAAGAAAAAAGAUCUGGCGAAUAAAUAG